Molecule: messenger RNA, 1417 nt
Organism: Rhodamnia argentea
Lineage: Eukaryota; Viridiplantae; Streptophyta; Magnoliopsida; Myrtales; Myrtaceae
Product: LOB domain-containing protein 15-like
Exons: 3
Coding region: 283-1035 (250 amino acids)
Source: RefSeq, a predicted model, not a curated record
UGAUGCUGCCUAAAUACCGCAUUUUCCCCAAUUUGUUUCCUAAACCUAAUGUUCAAGUUCAACACAUAAACACCAAUAUUAGUGUUAAGUGUAAUCACAUUCUCUCUUUUCCAAGCUUUUCUCUCAUUAAAAAUAGCCAUCACGUUGACCUCGCUCACUUUUUGCCUUUAAAGCACUCCUUCCCCUCAACCCUUUCUUCUUUUUCCUCCUUUCCCCUUUGAUCUUCUCUCCAUAGCCUUGUCUGCAAACAGAAAGAAACCCCGUUGAAUAAUGCGUGCUUGAAUGUCCAGAGACGGGGAAAGAUCGGAUGAGAUAGCAAAGAAGAUCAGGAGAGAGAAGGCCGCGACUUGUUGUGAUGAGAUGGGAAGAAGGCACAUGAUGUUGAGCCCAAGCAGCACCGGGACGCUCAACACCGUCACGCCGUGCGCGGCGUGCAAGCUUUUGAGGAGGCGAUGUGCGGAGGAGUGCCCUUUCUCCCCUUAUUUCUCCCCACACGAGCCUCAGAAAUUCGCCGCUGUUCACAGAGUCUUCGGUGCAAGUAACGUCUCCAAGAUGCUCACGGAGGUACCGGAGAGCCAAAGAGCCGAUACCGCAAACAGUUUGGUCUACGAGGCAAAUCUGAGGCUAAGAGACCCAGUUUACGGAUGCAUGGGUGCAAUCUCGGCUUUGCAACAGCAGAUCCAAACUCUGCAGGCCGAACUCAACGCUGUAAGAAAUGAGAUACUGAGAUUCAAAUACAGACAACCCGCCACUAACAAUCAUAUGCAAUCCGAUGUCGUUGUUCCUCAUUCUAGUGCUGCUACCGCUGCUUUGGUUGUCUCUGUUGUUCCUCCUCCAACCCUUUCUUCGUCUUCUACCGCUGCCGCACCUCCCGACCCCUCCCCUCCUCCUCUGCCGCCCCCAUCUUUGGUCGUUCCCUCAUCUUCUUCCUCCUCCUCUUCCACUUCUUCUCUAUUCACCACCCCGACCAGCACCACCACCUAUAGCUCCAUCUCUAGCGACACUGCUAAUGUUCAUUACUUUGAGCAAAUCUGAUCUCAGAACCUUUUUUGACCACUUUUAGCAUCCAUACAGAAGCUAUUGAACUCGAUUAUUGGACUUGCGCCUGUUUUCAUUAUAUACAAGGUUUAGAAGAGCCACUUCAUCCUAGAGAUUUCUUUGCAGCUCCUGUAUUAUGAUCUGAUGUAGAUUCCCGAGUGGCUUUAAUCUCUUUGUCUAUGAUUGAUCAUGUCGAGCAUGAUGGUACCUCCAGUGAGAAAUCAUAUUGUUAUGCUGACUUUUGUCCCACGUCAUAUCAAGUUUACAGACAAGGAAUUUCAUGAGCAUAGUAGAGACGUUCUGAGUCGCAUUUAUAACGAUCACAAUUUGCACAUAUUCUCAUGUAUGAUUCAGGACCUUGGCAAUAAACUUUUAGUUC